AUGAAGCUCCCAGUCGUUGAUGAGCGCGAGAUGCCGAGUAGAAUCCGUUCAGCCGAGCCACCGCUGGGUGGGUCAACUGAAUUUCGAAUCUGGAAGUUGAUGGUAGCAUCUGGUCGAUACGGCAGUCCCUACCAGUCCUUACAUUGCGAUCAUCAACAAGGCAGUCAUCAUCUCCUCAACGCAGUCAUCAUCUCCUUAACACUGCCCCAGUCGACAAGCGCUAACCUGACAAUAUUCAGUACCUUCAGCCCGAGGCAGCUGCCCAGAAAGGAAUCUAUCCUGGCAAUGCUCGUCCGUAGAAAUACGAAUCCCAUGGCCCCCAGAGCCUUCCUGAGCACAGCAUGA
Messenger RNA from Penicillium chermesinum, 345 nucleotides. RefSeq lists its product as uncharacterized. The record is from RefSeq and is a predicted model, not a curated record. Lineage: Eukaryota; Fungi; Ascomycota; Eurotiomycetes; Eurotiales; Aspergillaceae. The transcript has a single exon. The coding region runs from base 1 to 345 and encodes 114 amino acids.